GCGGGUUCUGGCGUUCCCUAUGGAAAUUCUAAACCCUUUCUGUGUGGGUUUAAAUUCCGAAGCCUAACAACGGAAGCGAUAAAUUUCAAUGGAAUUAGCUUCUUCGACUGUCCAGAUUUCUUGCUUUUUGCCAGUAACAGCUUCUUCCUCAACUGCCUUUCGAGCUCAAUCUCCUUCUCUCUUCUCCUUUAGAUGUUCGUCUCCAAAUCUUAAUUUCUCUUCUAAUUUCAAAGGUUGCCUGCUUCCAGCUGUUGGGCCCAGGCAGCGGAAAACUUCUCUGGCCGCUGUUAUAGGCGGUGCAACUGAUGUUUCUAGUGAUAGGAAAGGGGAGGAAUUGACGUUUUCUGAUUCUUCUGAACCCACGGUGGUAAAUGAUGAUCCUGCAAGCAAUGAAAAAGAUGGUGUGGAUGAGGCUAAAAUGGUCCGAGUAUGUGACAAGUUAAUCGGGGUUUUCAUGGUUGAUAAGCCCACACCUACUGAUUGGAGAAGGUUGCUUGCUUUUAGCAAAGAAUGGGACAAUAUUAGGCCUCAUUUCUAUAAGCGAUGUCUGGAACGAGCAGACAGUGAGCGUGAUCCUGGGAUGAAGCAUAAGCUACUCAGGCUUGCAAGGAAGCUGAAAGAGAUCGACGAAGAUGUGCAAAGGCAUAAUGAACUUAUUGAAGUGAUCAAGAAGGAACCAUCAAAGAUUAGUGAAGUUGUUACUAGGCGUCGCAAAGAUUUCACAAAAGAAUUUUUUAUACAUCUGUUCACUGUUGCACAAUCAUAUCAUGACAACCCGACUGAGCAAAAUGCCUUGGCAAAGCUAGGAAAUGAUUGUGUUGCUGCUGUACAAGCCUAUGAUAAUGCAACAGAAAGCAUUGAAGCACUUAAUGCUGCAGAGUUGAAAUUGCAAGACAUUGUCAAUUCUCCUUCUCUGGAUGCUGCUUGCAGGAAGAUAGAUGAUUUGGCUGCAAAAAAUCAACUUGAUUCUUCACUGGUUUUGAUGAUCACAAAAGCAUGGUCAGCUGCUAAAGAGUCCAACAUGACAAAAGAUGAGGUAAAAGACAUUCUUUAUCAUCUCUACAUGACAGCAGUAGGUAAUCUUCAGAGGCUCAUGCCUAAGGACAUUAGAAUACUGAAGUAUCUUCUUAAAAUUGAGGAUCCUGAGGAGCGAUUAUGUGCAUUGAGAGAUGCAUUUACCCCGGGAGAAGAACUUGAAGGAAAGGAUAUUGACUCCCUGUACACGACCCCAGAAAAGCUACACACUUGGAUUAAGGCUGUGGUGGAUGCUUACCAUUCCAGUCAGGAAGGUACUCUUAUAAGAGAGGCUAGGGAUCUGAUGAAUCCAAAAAUUAUCAAAAAACUGGAGGAACUGAAGAUGCUAAUUGAAGACAAGUUCAUGUGAUAAUGAGGCUUGACUAUCUACAAGGUAAAUGAAGCAGAGGGACAUCUAGAGGACACAAAGGAUGCUAUCAUAUCAGUGGGCAAAGCAGUGGGAAGAUUUGAGUUACUCUGUGGAACAAACACGCCCUUCAUGAGGAGAUCAUAACGAAGUUGGAGGAAGCAGAUGCUGAAGCUUCUUACAAAGUUUGUGUCUGAAGAUGAUGAGUGGAAGCUUCUUACAAAGUUUGUGUCUGAAGAUGAUGAGUGGCAAAGCAAAUCUUGUAACGAUUUUUGAAGAUGGAUAUCAGCCUUUAACAGCCCGUACGCAUUUUUGUUAAUUAGUUAACCAGGAUUCUUGUUAAUUUGUUGGCACUUCAUGGAUGUUAGAAAUUCAAUACCAAUGUAAUACACCUGAUUUAUCA
This is a messenger RNA of Hevea brasiliensis (rubber tree), 1784 nucleotides long. RefSeq lists its product as uncharacterized. Gene Ontology annotation, cellular component: chloroplast envelope; chloroplast thylakoid membrane. The transcript is spliced from 7 exons. The record is from RefSeq and is a predicted model, not a curated record. NCBI's taxonomy places the organism in Eukaryota, Viridiplantae, Streptophyta, Magnoliopsida, Malpighiales, Euphorbiaceae. The coding region runs from base 89 to 1384 and encodes 431 amino acids.